Molecule: messenger RNA, 4587 nt
Organism: Prorocentrum cordatum
Lineage: Eukaryota; Dinophyceae; Prorocentrales; Prorocentraceae
Source: the annotation of a GenBank genome assembly
AUGAAGGCGGCCGCCUGUGCGCUGGUGCUGAACGACGUACCAGUCUCAGCCUACGGGCUACGCCAUGGGGACGCCUCAUACGACCUCUUGGCAAAGAGGCGGGCGCCCCUCGGCGUGCGGCAGCGCGGCGGCUGGGCCUCCGACCGAGACUUCAAGUGGAAUGCCAUGCAGAUCCGCAGCCUGACAGAGCUGCUGCGCGUCGGCCUCCUGGCGACCUCUUUCGGCCAGGUGGCGGACGCCGCCCUGCCGCGGAUUCUCUUGCAGAGCGCGCCGCGGCCCGAGCUCGGCCUGACCUGUCCAAUGCUGGAGCUGUUCGCCGGCACGGGUCGCCUGUCCGCUGCGCUUCGGUGUUUCGUGGGUGGAUUCGCGGUGGAGUCGCCGGCAUGGGCCACCGGGGUCUUCAUGGUGUACCAUCCGCUCGAGGGGCUACGUCUGGGGGCGGCCGUCGACUUAGGGAAGAAGCAGCUUCGUUUCGCCUUUGGUUUGAUCGCGCUGGCCCGCUCCCGGGGCGCCCCUGUCUACCUGGAGAACCCUGGUUGCCCCCGGGUUUGGAGCGCGCCCGCCUUGAAGGCCCUGCUCGGGGCCCACGAUGCCGCGUCUUUCGACCUCGACACGCGUGCGUUCGGGGAGGGUGGCUCGGCGAUCCUGGGCGAGAGGCGCGUCGUGGAGGCUGGCGUCUGCUGCGGUGUCCUGGGAGUCGUUGCUGGAGUGGCCGCCACGGGCUUGGUGGCUCGGCAAGGAGUGAGCCAGUCGGUGCCUGGUCUUCUCGCCACACUCACGGCAGACGGCGAUCACUACGCCGAGGAGACCAGGAGUGACGACGCGGCGGAGGUCCGCUGGUCUGGAGUUCAGGGUGCGACGCCUGCGGGAGUGGAUGCUCGGCAGGUCUACCGUUUCAGAGCCAUGCCCUCGGACGCGGGGCUUGAGCAGCUCAAGAGGGACGGCGCGCUGCUGGCGGCGCGGCUGCACCAGCUGCAGCGCCCGCCCCCGCAGCCAGGCAGGGUGGAGAGGCGGGAGUGGUCGGCUGCCGCGCCGGCCGCGUGGCUGGCCACCGAGGACUUCCGCGGGCUGCGGCGAGGAGAGCGUCUCCCUGAUCCGCUGCCGCCGAACGCCGAGGUGCACGGAGACGUCGCUCUGGCCCCAGUUCAAGGUGGAUGGGUCGCGGCGCGCUUGAUGCCCGCGGCGGAGAUAGACGCUUUCGUCAUCGAUGAUCACAGGGCGCUGCCUGCGAAGUUCAGUCAGGAGGGAGCCAGGCGCCGCCCUUUCACGGAGACCGUGGACCUUCAGGUUGCUGACGAGCCCGAGGGAGGACUGAUGCUGGACGGACUUCCGUCGUGCUUGCGGGUGCUCCGGUCGUGGAGAGAUGCGGGGCUGGCGCCCGUUACUCACCACUCGAACUGGCUGAGGGCGCGUCGUAUCCCAGAUGGCGACCGCUCGAUCCACGGGCACGAGGUCCUCUGCAGGGCGCUGGAGUCCAUGAUCAGCGUGGACCAGCUCAACGCGCCAGCGCUCCAGAGCGCCGAGCUGGUCUGCCGUCGCCUCCAGGUGAUCGAGGACGCACACGCUGCGUCGCCGUCGGCACCAGACUACUCCGCCGCCGACGAGCACAUGAAGCACGUGGCGGCCAACCUGCGAGACAAGGCCGCGGUGCUCAAGGAGACCAGGAAGGCCAAGGAGGAGCAGAAGCUGCGCCGAGAGCCGAAGGGAGCAGCUACGGGCGACCCCGCCAAGGACGGGGUCUCGAUGACCGCCCCGCCGCCCGCCGAGGAGCUUUCCUCGCCACUAGCGGCAGCCGCAGAUCGCCAGCGAGAUCUGUUUCCGCUGCCGUUGAUUCAGCCGACGCAGCCGACAUCGGGGUCAGUCUCGUCUUCCACGCGCAGGAGGCUGGCUCACCGACGGCGCUCGGAGCAACUCGCCAAUGAAGCGAUUGCUGGUCUCAACGCUCUCCACCCCCCGUGUGAGCAGCGUGGUCAGACCACGGCGGCCCACCGCCUUGCGGCUGCCACAGUUUUGCAUCACGUUCGCAGUGCCCCGAUGACUACUACCACCUUUUCACGCCGUGGAGCCGCCAAGGAGCUCCUGGCCACCAGCCCGUCAUACACCGGUAACGAGGCUCCGAGCCCAGUGGUGCAGCACGUCAGAUCCCGAGUAGACAUCCCAGAAGUGGAUGCGGCCGCGCCUGCGGUUGAGACGGUGCUCGGCCCGAUCGGGAUGGACUACGUGCUGGAUUCUGAGAGCAAGAUGAUGCUCACUCCUGACGAGUGGCCCAGGAACCUCGACUCAGAGCCGCCCGUCACCCCGUACAUGGACGUGGUUUUGAAGAGUGACGCUGGCGCUUACCACCUGUUCAUCUCAGACUUGGAUUUGGCGACGCCCUUCUUCGUGGCGAAGAAGAGCGGUGCCCAGAGGCUCGUCUGGGAUGCGCGGGCGCCGAACAGGAGGUUCCGCGCCCCGCCUCCUCUUUCGAUGGGGGCGUCUGCCGCCUAUGGACGCCUCCACCUACCUGGUGAUCGCGACGACGCGAACUACUUCUACGCGCUCGGUCUUCCUACGGAGAUUGGGCUCUACUUCUCGUUGCCGCCCGUCUCCCGGGCCGCGUUGUCGCAAUGGGGGGUGGAGGCAGUUGAUGCCCCUGACAGCCCCUCAGGGGGCUGGGUCUGGCGUUUUUUGCGCGUCGUCCCCAUGGGCUGGUCCUGGGCCAUCUGGUUAGGGCAGCGUGCCAACGCGCACAUCUGCUGCCUCGCUUCUGGCCUCUGGAUCUCCAGGGUGCUGACCGAUCACGGCCCCGUCCCUCCUUUGGACGGUGGCGAGCCUUUCCUCCUCCCCUAUUGCGAUAACAUCAACGUCAUCGGCACGGACCCCGACCGCGGCAAUUUACAGCUGAACGCGAUUUGCGCCGAGUGGAGAAGACACGGAGUUCUGACCCAUGAGGCGGUGGAGGCGACAGACACAUUCACCAGCUUAGGCCGCUUUGUUGACGGCGGUCCCCAUAGUGGCCAACUCGACGUGUUCUCGGACGUCUCGACGGCGGAGGCCCCGAAGAUCCCCGACGAGGACCUCCAGCGAGACCCCCGGGAGCUCAACCCCGACUUCAUCGAGGUCCCCGCUGAGGCUCUGCAGGAUUAUGAUUGGAAAGAGGUCGUCUCCGCCAGGUUUCACGUCAAAGAGCCCAUUACCAUAGUCGAGGGCCGAGCGGCCAGCAUGACAUCCAGGCACGUUUUCAGGAGUCAAGCUGCGUUCGGACAUCUUCAUCUAAAGUUCGGGGACCAUAUUGGCCGCCCCGCGGCGAGCAGCCGCCUCGCCAGGAAGGACUUCCUGAAGGGCCGACCGCUUGUCGGCGCGACCAGAGCAGAGAGGAGCGCGAAGAGACAAGGGUCGUCGGGCCCUUUUCGGAUCCUCGACGAGAGCGACAGGGGUUUCCUGGAGUGGAACGCGGUGGCCCCGCAGACUCAGGCCUACUACGAGGAGGCUCUGACCGAAUUCCGUCGGUUCGCCAGCUCGCGCGGCCUCGCGCUAGCCACCGCGGCGGACGCCGACUUGGCGCUCACGAACUACGCCGACUACGCGUGGAGCAUCGGGCUGGAGAGGGCCGAUCUGCUGAAGACGCACGCCGCCUUUAUCUCGGAGUGCCCCGACUUUUCCCGAAAGGGAUCCUUCCGCUUGCCGCGAUUCUCGAGGGCGCUCCAGGGCUGGAAGAGGCUCGAUCCAGGACAGACUCGGCCUCCCAUCCCUUGGCAAGUCGCCGCUUUGCUGGCCAAGACUGCGGCCUGCGACCGCGGUUUCCCGAAGGUCGGACUCAUGAUUGUGGUGAUGUUCUGGGCAUACCUCAGGCCAAGCGAGGCCCUAGGGCUCCGAGAGCAGGACGUCUUCCUCCCCAGCGGCUCGUGCAAGCACUACGGCUGCAACCCACAUCCCUCGGUGAGGGGGGAGAGCAGCAAGAUGGGGCUAGCCGACGAGAGUUCCCUUCUCGACUCGGUCGAGGUGCCGUGGCUGGGGCCGCUCGUCGCGAGGUGCCUGACGCGCAACCCCACCGCGAUGCUCUUCCGCACGGACGCUCAGGAGCUGGGGCGGCUGUGGGGGCCCGCGCUGGCGUUCGCUCGGAUAGGCCGCCACUACGCGCCAUACCAGCUGAGGCACGGAGGGCCGUCUCACGACAGGCUUUGCCGCCGCAGGUCUCUGGCCGAGACCAAGGACAGAGGACGCUGGGCCUCCGACAACAUGAUGAAGCGCCACGAGGCUCACGCGCUGGUGCAGCAGGAGCUCACGGAGCCGGAGGGCAGCGCACGCCGCGUUGCCGACGCGGCGCCCAGCCAGCUCGAGCGAGCCCUGACGCUGGCGCUCAGCUGGCAGCCCGCGCCCAGGGCGCCCCCGCGGAAGCUACAGGCGGCCCGCAGAGCUUCGGAGGGCGCCGAGAGGAGCCGAGGCCGCCGCCUCGCCUCUUCACGCGCGAAGCCUUUCCUCGAGCUCAUGCGCGGGUCCGCUCGCCUGGCCAGCACCGUCGCCGCCGCUGGGUGGGCUUCGCAGGCCGCUGACCUCAGCGACCUUGGCGUGAUCGCCCGCCUCGAGCGCAGUAUUUUAGAUACUGAA